AUGGACAGAGCCAAGAGGCAGCGGGCCCUGACCCUUCUUCCCAUCUGCCUGGCCCUUGCCUUCUCCCUCACUGCUCUGGGUAGUAGCCACUGGUGUGAGGGGACCCGGCGGAUGACAAAGCCACUUUGCCAAGACCCGCUGGGAGGGCUGAACUGCAUUCACUUCAGCCAGGCCAAAGGCAGCAGUGGCAGGGAGGAUGAUGGGAACCAGGCUGUCCAGUACAUUUGGGAGAUGGGAGACGACAAGUUCAUCCAGCGCAGGUUCCACGUGGGGCUCUGGCAGUCCUGCGAGGAGAGCCUCAACAGCACAGAUGAGCAGUGUAGGAGUUUCUGGAGUAUAAUACCGACUGAGGAACAAGGUGUUUUGUGGCUUUCCAUUGGGGCUGAGGUCCUGGAUAUCUUUCUGAUGCUGACAAGUGCCCUCUUUCUGGGUUCCAGAGUGAGUUUUCACAGCUCUGGAUUCAACUGGCUCAAGGUGGAUGCCUCAGUAGCCAUUCUCAUGGUGCUCGCAGGGCUCCUAGGCAUGGUGGCCCACAUCAUGUACACAACUAUUUUUCAAAUCACUGUGAACCUUGGACCAGAAGAUUGGCGGCCUCAGACGUGGGACUAUGGCUGGUCAUAUUGCCUUGCCUGGGGUUCUUUCGCCCUCUGCAUGGCUGUGUCGGUCGUGGCCAUGAGCAGAUACACAACAGCCCACCUGGAAUACACAGAGGAGCAGAGAGCACAGAAGGGCAGGCAGUACUCUCAGGACUGUUCUCCAGAACUUGAUGCUUCAAAGAAGGUUUGGCAAACCAGAGCUGUUCCCAUUCCUACAGGACAUGCCCUUGUUAAUGUUUUGGGGCACCCAGGUGCCCCAGGCAAGGUGUCUGUGUGCUAGGCCAUGUGCACCUAAGCCAGGCACUGGUACCCACAUUGAACAUCUCUGUA
Castor canadensis (American beaver) is the source of this 926-nucleotide messenger RNA. RefSeq names its product GSG1 like 2 (gene Gsg1l2). Gene Ontology annotation, cellular component: plasma membrane. The record is from RefSeq and is a predicted model, not a curated record. Lineage: Eukaryota; Metazoa; Chordata; Mammalia; Rodentia; Castoridae.